GCCGUUCACAGAAUGUUUACUUCCGAACCCAACCUGUAAAUGUUGUGGCGCUGCUUUAUUCCGGAAGUUGUCGUAGCAGGUUCCGGACAUCGCCGAACGUCCGCUACGAUUUCCGAGCGGUUCCGAAAUUGCAGAGUCGGCCAUAUUGACAGAGGGCAAGUUGGCGCUGCUGUGGUCUGUAAGGCCAAAUAGCUGCAGAAGCCGAAGGGAAGCCAGCGGGCACCAUGCUGCUUUUCCCGGCUGUUCGCAGGGCUCUGACGAGUGCCACUAUAAGUAAUGUCCGGACAUCGAGCACAGCGGCGAGCAAUCUGUUGGAGGUCUUUGUGGAUGGCAAACCAGUAAUGGUUGAGCCUGGCACCACAGUGCUGCAGGCAUGUGAGAAAGUGGGCAUACAGAUACCUCGCUUCUGUUACCAUGAACGGCUGUCGGUAGCUGGAAAUUGUCGCAUGUGUCUUGUGGAAAUAGAGAAAGCCCCCAAGCCUGUAGCUGCUUGUGCUAUGCCCGUCAUGAAAGGUUGGAACAUACUGACAAAUUCCGAAAAAAGCAGGAAAGCAAGGGAGGGAGUAAUGGAGUUCUUGCUGGCAAACCACCCACUGGACUGUCCCAUCUGUGAUCAAGGAGGUGAAUGUGAUUUGCAGGAUCAGUCAAUGAUGUUUGGUAAUGACAGAAGCAGGUUUACAGAGGGGAAACGUGCGGUGGAGGACAAGAACAUUGGACCCUUAGUUAAGACCAUCAUGACACGCUGCAUUCAGUGUACCAGAUGUAUUCGAUUUGCCAGUGAGGUCGCCGGAGUUGAUGACCUUGGAACUACAGGUAGAGGAAAUGAACUGCAAGUUGGCACCUACAUAGAGAAGAUGUUUAUGUCAGAGUUGUCUGGAAACAUCAUAGACUUGUGCCCUGUUGGAGCAUUAACUUCCAAACCUUAUGCCUUCACUGCUCGACCCUGGGAAACUAGGAAAACUGAAUCCAUUGAUGUCCUAGAUGCUCUGGGUAGUAACAUUGUGGUCAGCACAAGAGGUGGGGAGGUCAUGAGAAUUUUGCCUAGAAUGCACGAGGAUAUCAAUGAAGAAUGGAUUUCUGAUAAAACCAGAUUUGCUUAUGAUGGUUUGAAGCGUCAAAGACUGACUCAACCCAUGGUCAAGGAUGACAAUGGUUAUCUAGUCCAGACGUCCUGGGAAGAUGGACUGACUAAGGCGGCCGGAGUGUUGCAAAGUGUCCAGGGCAAAGAUAUCGCAGCUAUUGCUGGAGGUUUGGUGGAUGCUGAGGCUCUAGUUGCUCUAAAAGAUUUGCUGAACCGGCUGAAUUCAGAUGCCUUGUGUACUGAAGAAAUUUUCCCUAAUUCUGGAGCUGGCACUGACCUGCGGUCAAAUUACCUACUGAAUUCAAGGAUUGCUGGUGUGGAAGAGGCUGAUGUUUUACUGCUUAUUGGUACCAAUCCACGAUACGAAGCUCCACUAUUUAAUGCAAGAAUUCGCAAGAGCUGGCUUCGCAAUGACCUCAACGUAGCUGUAAUAGGAAGCCCUGUCGAUCUGACCUACACUUACGAUCAUUUGGGAGACUCCCCUCAGAUAAUCAAGGAUAUUGCAACAGGAAAACAUGCAUUUAGUAAGGUACUUACCCAGGCCAAAAAGCCCAUGAUAGUGAUCGGCAGCAGCGCCUUGCAACGCAAAGAUGGGGCAGCCAUUCAUGCUGCUGUUUCUACAAUCGCACAGAAUGCCAGGAGCAGUAGUGGGGUCCCUGAGAAUUGGAAAGUGCUGAAUAUUCUGCACAGAGUUGCCAGUCAAGUUGCUGCCCUAGAUCUGGGCUAUAAACCAGGGGUGGAGGCCAUACGCAAAAAUCCUCCAAAAGUUCUCUUCCUUCUGGGUGCAGAUGCCGGAUGCAUCACCCGUCAGGACUUGCCAAAAGGCUGCUUCAUUAUCUACCAAGGUCAUCAUGGAGAUGAAGGAGCUCCUAUGGCAGACCUGAUAUUUCCAGGAGCUGCUUAUACAGAAAAGUCAGCUACCUAUGUCAACACAGAAGGCAGAACGCAGCAAACACUUGUUGCAGUCAGUCCACCGGGAAUGGCAAGAGAAGACUGGAAAAUCAUACGAGCCCUGUCAGAGUUAGCCGGUGUCACACUCCCAUAUGACAACCUUGAUGCUGUAAGGCAUAGACUACAUGAAGUGUCUCCAAACUUGGUGCGAUAUGAUGAUGUGGAAGAAGCCAACUAUUUCAAACAGGCAGCGGAGCUCUCGCAGCUUGCUAACCAACAGCUUCUUGCUGACCCACUGGUUGCUCCUCAGCUGUCAAUUAAAGAUUUCUAUAUGACAGAUCCAAUAACCCGUGCAUCACAGACUAUGGCCAAGUGUGUAAAAGCUGUGACUGAAGGAGCACAAGCCGUAGAGGAACCGUCCAUCUGCUAAACUCUUCUUCUACAACAUGCUAAGAUCUGUGUUCCGCUCGCUACUGAUUUAUUGUGGGAAAUGAAGCUUUCAAUUCACUGCUUUUUGUAGGACCAGCGUCUGAGCAGUUUACGAUUUUUGGCUUUUCAUCUGUGCUUGUUUUGAAGCAACCUAUAUCGUGAGGCACACCACACAUUCAAAAUCGUGUGUACAAACUACUUGUAAUCUUAUUAAAUGGUUUAAUACGGA
Messenger RNA from Bufo gargarizans (Asiatic toad), 2630 nucleotides. RefSeq names its product NADH:ubiquinone oxidoreductase core subunit S1 (gene NDUFS1). Gene Ontology annotation, molecular function: NADH dehydrogenase (ubiquinone) activity; iron-sulfur cluster binding. NCBI's taxonomy places the organism in Eukaryota, Metazoa, Chordata, Amphibia, Anura, Bufonidae. The transcript has 19 exons. The coding region runs from base 225 to 2402 and encodes 725 amino acids. The record is from RefSeq and is a predicted model, not a curated record. Gene Ontology annotation, cellular component: membrane. Gene Ontology annotation, biological process: ATP synthesis coupled electron transport.